AUGCCUCGACGUGCUCGCAUCCAUUUCGUAUCGCUGCAUUCGUCCUUGGUGAACCUGCCUAUUUCUAUUUAUGGCCCUCUGUUGGAGCGCAGCGUCCGCCCACAAGGGCUCGCGGUACAUCUCUCUCUCGUGCCUUCGGGUAACCGUCCGGAAAGAGGGAAGAAAGAAGCCUACGUGGGAUGGACAGGCAUGGCGUCGGCUUCGUCUCUAGCAAAUAUCAACUCGGUCGACGGAGACAGCCUUGGAACUAUUGAAAUAGACCCUCAGUAUGCACAGGCAUUAGGUUUCUUGCAAGGGGAUCUUGUAGAGAUUGGAUUACUGCAUGACCUGCCUUACGCAAAGUCUGUGGGGACUGAACCAGUUACUGCUGACGACUGGGAGAUUAUCGAAAUUCACGCUUCACACGUAGAAUCGACGCUAUUAUCCCAAGUGCGUGUCGCCAACGUCGGACAAGAAAUAGAUGUUUGGGUAUUGGGAAGAACGAGAGUACGACUUACUGUGGUGUCGUUGGAUCCUACGAAUAAAGGCAAAGCGCUUCUGUUGACAAUCGACACCGAAGUCAGCAUUGCACCCAAGCUGCAUAGCCGUCAACAACUCAAACCCGAAAAACCUAGCACCACGCCAACUACGGAUGACCCCAAAGCAAAGAUCCAGUCUCCUUCGUCAUCGGUGCAGGCCCAUUGUCUCCGGGUGGUACCAUCCCGUGUUCUUACUCGACCUUUCGCUGUUUAUACGGGCUCCGAGCUACUAGGAUUUGUUUCCCCAGCAACUUUUGCCAAGGUUACAAGAUCAUCCGAAUCCCUCGGGGAUGACACCUAUGUUAAAGCCCAUGCGAAGCGUCUUCCACCACCUACCGAUCCAUCCUCCAGUGCCACUGCGAGUGCAACUCCAGGUCCUGUUCCGCGGGUCCUUAAGCCCGGGGAGAAGGAAUCGACGACAGUAGAGCCGGGUACAAUAUUUCUGGGCCGAUCUGAAGGCAUACCGAAUGGCCACAUUGUUUUGCCGACCGCUGUGGACGAUAUAGAGGAGUGGGACUUGGUCAGUGUCUCUGUCGAUACGGACUCCUCACCCUUGCGCAUACCGUCUGACAAGGCUUCGACCUCCACGGUCAAGACUCCACCUCCUACCACCGACUUUUUGGCUGGCGUCGACGACAUACUGAUCCGGUGUACAGAAUUUUGCAUACGAACGAUGAUUUUGCAUUCAACAAAGACUUCUGUCCGUGGAGUGUCUUCUCUCCUUGUUACGGGCAGGCCUGGGGCUGGUAAAACAUCCAUCGUGAAGGCUGUCUCGCACCGGUUGCAGGAGAAUCCAAAGACUUUUGCUUAUAUCCACUACGUCGACGUCACACCCUAUGCAGACAAGCCCGUCAGCACAGUAAAGGCUCUGUUCAAAUAUUGGUUUGAUAAAGCAGCUUGGCAUAAACCAUCCAUCUUGAUUUUGGACAACAUUGAGCACUUGUUAAAGGCAGAAGAAGAGCACACCGACUCGUUCCGAACUCGACAACUGGUAGAGCUAUUCGUAUAUCUCUACUCUUCCUCCGCUCGAUCUGCUUCUCCGAAUUCCAGAGGCGUGAUUCUCAUUGCUACAGCACCUUCAGCCAGUGCUCUUCACCCCCUCUUGAACAGCAAGCAUAUCUUCAAUGAGAUUGUCCAUGUCAAGGCUCCAAAUAAAGAUGCUCGAAGAGAUAUCCUUAGCCAAAUCGUGAAAGAUCGCCUCGAACUCGCAGAAGAUAUGCGAGAGGAUCCUGCAGCACCCUUGAAUUAUACUUACAUCGCCACGCAAACGGAAGGUUAUUCCGCUACGGACUUGCAAGAUUUAGUGGCUCGUGCGGUACAUCAAUCUGCCAUCAAGGUUGCCAUGGACGAUAGUCCAGCUCUUCUUACGCAAACAGAUUUCGAUGCUGCUCAAGUGGACUUUGUUCCCCUAUCCCUUCGCGAUGUAAAAACCCAAAAGUCAGAUAUUACAUGGUCUGAUGUCGGAGGACUGAAGGAAACAAAACGGAUUCUUCGGGAGACACUGGAGUGGCCUACAAAGUACGGUCCCAUUUUUGCGCAAUCUCCCUUACGUUUGCGAUCUGGUCUGCUUCUGUACGGUUACCCUGGAUGUGGCAAGACUCUAUUAGCAUCAGCCGUAGCGAAGGAAUGCGGUCUGAACUUCAUCAGCGUCAAGGGUCCUGAAGUCCUUAACAAAUACAUCGGUGCCAGCGAGAAAACUGUCCGGGAUCUAUUUGAACGAGCUAGUGCUGCUAAGCCAUGUGUUCUCUUUUUCGAUGAGUUUGAUUCCAUCGCCCCCAAACGAAGUCACGACAGUACCGGCGUAACAGAUCGUGUCGUGAAUCAGAUGCUUACACAAAUGGAUGGCGCGGAAGGGCUGGAUGGGGUAUACGUCUUGGCUGCUACCAGUCGUCCUGAUCUCAUCGACUCGGCCCUGUUGCGCCCUGGUCGUUUAGACAAAUCACUUCUGUGCGACAUGCCCGAUUUCGAUGAACGCAAGGAUAUAUUGAAGGCUGUCACUCGGAAAGUGACCCUAGCUCCAACUGUCGACCUCGAUGAAAUUGCAGAUGCCACGGAAGGAUUCUCGGGUGCGGAUCUUCAAGCAUUGGUUUACAAUGCCAACCUAGAAGUUGUCCAUUCAACUAUAUCUAUGGACAUUAAUGGCGGUAAUUCGUCUCGCGAGGACGAGACGCCUAUCGAUUACACGACGUUUGGUGGCGGAUCUAAAGACAAGGCGGUAAGCAGUAAGGCAGAAAAGAGUGCGCUUCAGAAACGGCUGCGACAAAUACAAGCAUCAUGUCAGUCCAAUAAAAGGACAGUAAAGGAUGAAAAAAGUGCUGGUAAUUUACCCAAGAAGCAACAUGUAAUUCAACCGGAGCACUUCGUAACUCGACUAAAACUAGAUCGAAUAUAUCGUGAAUUUACUUCUGACAGGACUGGUGAACUUCCUGUCCCCCCUGAAGGCUCCGGUAUCGGAAUUCGUGCGUCCCUGGGAUAA
Messenger RNA from Desarmillaria tabescens, 2994 nucleotides. Its product is annotated as P-loop containing nucleoside triphosphate hydrolase protein. Gene Ontology annotation, biological process: protein import into peroxisome matrix. The transcript has 22 exons. Bases 1 to 2994 code for a protein of 997 amino acids. Lineage: Eukaryota; Fungi; Basidiomycota; Agaricomycetes; Agaricales; Physalacriaceae. The record is from RefSeq and is a predicted model, not a curated record. Gene Ontology annotation, cellular component: peroxisome; cytosol; peroxisomal membrane. Gene Ontology annotation, molecular function: ATP binding; ATP hydrolysis activity.